Saimiri boliviensis boliviensis (Bolivian squirrel monkey) is the source of this 1713-nucleotide messenger RNA. RefSeq names its product zDHHC palmitoyltransferase 22 (gene ZDHHC22). The record is from RefSeq and is a predicted model, not a curated record. Gene Ontology annotation, molecular function: palmitoyltransferase activity. NCBI's taxonomy places the organism in Eukaryota, Metazoa, Chordata, Mammalia, Primates, Cebidae.
UGGGAUACAGCCGAGAGGGAGAGGCAGGGUGAUGUCUGGAGCAUCUACAUCAGGGCUGAAUCCCAAUCUCCCAGCUGGAACGGGCAGCUGAAACCAGGCAGGGAGCCCCAGCCCGCUCAAGGGGAACAGAGAGGGGAGGGGGGCAAAUCCACGAUGCUGAGACUGGCGGCCAGAGCACCGCCCCCAGGAGCGGAGGGAGGGGUGGCGGGGCUGGGGGGUGCCCAGCUGCCAUCCCCGCCGCUUCCUGGCCCCUACUCGCUGGCGCCCAAGUGGGAAGCCAGCAGCUGCCGGUUCCCUCCUCCCCACAUCCCCGCUACCUGCCCAGUUCCCGACGCGAAGCGCAGGCUGCGAGCCUGCCGGGCCGAGCCCACAACUUUGCAGCCUCGGGUAGGGCGAGAGCCGGCGUCUGGGGCUCCUCUUGUCUGCGACCAGAGCUCGGAAUGUAAUCGAGGAUGCUGGCCCUGCGGCUGCUCAACGUCGUGGCCCCCGCCUACUUCUUGUGCAUCUCCCUGGUGACCUUCGUGCUGCAGCUCUUCCUCUUCCUGCCCAGCAUGCGGGAGGACCCCGCGGCCGCCCGGCUCUUCUCGCCCGCCCUGCUCCACGGGGCGCUCUUCCUAUUCCUCUCGGCCAACGCCCUGGGCAAUUACGUCCUGGUCAUCCAGAACUCCCCGGACGACCUCGGCGCCUGCCAGGGGGCCUCGGCCACGAAGGCUCCGUGCCCCUCACCUAGCACCCACUUCUGCCGAGUGUGCGCCAGAGUCACCCUGAGGCACGACCAUCACUGUUUCUUCACCGGCAACUGCAUCGGCAGCAGGAACAUGCGCAACUUCGUCCUGUUCUGCCUCUAUACCUCCCUGGCCUGCCUCUACUCCAUGGUGGCCGGCGUGGCCUACAUCUCCGCGGUCCUUUCCAUCUCCUUCGCCCACCCCCUGGCCUUCCUCACGCUCCUGCCCACCUCCAUCAGCCAGUUCUUCUCCGGAGCUGUCCUGGGUUCUGAAAUGUUCGUCAUCCUCAUGCUCUACCUCUGGUUCGCCAUCGGCCUGGCCUGCGCCGGCUUCUGCUGCCACCAGCUGCUGUUGAUCCUCCGCGGGCAGACCCGCCACCAGGUGCGGAAGGGGGUGGCAGUGAGGGCUCGUCCCUGGCGCAAGAACUUACAAGAGGUCUUCGGAAAGAGGUGGCUGCUGGGCCUGCUGGUUCCCAUGUUCAAUGUCGGAAGUGAGAGCUCCAAGCAGAAGGAUAAGUAGCAGACACUCCCAUCAUUUAUCUCCCUCUCUCUCUGUCUUGACUCCUCCUGAGCAUAAAACCACAGCAGCCUUGUCUCCACCCAUGACCCACUACAAUUUGUGCUGGUAAGGUCCUAGCAUUUUCCCCUCGUCUUCCACCCAGGAGAACAGCGUGGGCUGGUGGAUCAUGACAAGGAGGAAAAUGUCCACCCAGGCAUUGCUAGGCUCCUCACGAGCCAGCCAGGUGGCUGCUGACCAUUAGGCUGCCUCUGCUGUCGUUCCUUCCCCUUGGGACCCCUACUUUCCCCUCUUUCUGGCUCAUCCCUUCUCCGCCAUGUUUCAGUCAUCACUGCUGUCUGCUGGAGCCCUUCCUCUCAGCCCCCAUGUUGGGAGAGGGGAGUGGAUUCUUGCUGCUGGUAUGAGACCUGGGACCUAGAGGCUGGCAAAUAUUUAAAAUCACCACGUGUGGCCGGGCGCGGUGGCUCACGCC